This is a messenger RNA of Microdochium trichocladiopsis, 498 nucleotides long. RefSeq lists its product as uncharacterized. Lineage: Eukaryota; Fungi; Ascomycota; Sordariomycetes; Xylariales; Microdochiaceae. The coding region runs from base 122 to 382 and encodes 86 amino acids. The transcript has a single exon. The record is from RefSeq and is a predicted model, not a curated record.
GAGGCGGGCUCUUUGUUGAAAGAAGCGUGACCUUGCCCCCUUAUCAUGUCGGGGCGUAGCGCGCCUGUGACAAGAGCAGCAGGUCUACAAUCCCACAAAUAGCGCACUAAUCUCUCCUUGUAUGGGGGUAGCCGGGCUUGUGAUAUUUAUUAUUGCGCUUGGGGGUAUAUCAUGUACUGGUAAAGCACGCUGGUUUCGCUUGUCGCCAUAUAACGCCUCGCCCGUCUCCGGCAGCUCUCUGAUCUCAAUAAUCCAAUCUGGCCAUAGAGGCAGCGACUUUGACUCUAUGUCUGUGUCUCGAGGUUCCAGACCCACGGCAUCUGUCUCCCUCCGCUUUAUCGAAACUCGGGGUAUAUAUAUAUGUGUGUGUGUGUGUUCAUAGUGCUGUCUCCUCCUCUUCCGUGUCCAUCCAUUAUUUGCAGCCAGCAGCUAGCAGAUACACACGCAGCUUGCCCCUUGUCGUGUGUCUUUCGUCUCAACAAACCCAAGAAAGAAGUC